AUGCUGUUUCAUUGCAAAUUCAUACUACUGCACAUUACAACCUCCUUCUGUAACUUGAGUAAUACCACUCGCUCUUCAUCAAGAUCACCAAUAAUCCCCACACGAACACAAUCCGUCCUUAAAAUGAUGAAACCUGUGCAUGUCUCGCACGAUAAUCUCUCUCCCAGUCACGAGCGAGAUAUAUUUAGUCGCGUUAUGGCAGUCCCCACAAACCCGAAGAUUCUUCCUUAUAUGAAUAGUGGUCCCCGGGUCCGUACUAAUGAGCCCAAACGAGAUAGCGAGCUUCUCACUAUGAGUGCUCAGCAAUUGCUCCUGAACAUCGUCUUCCACCUCAUGCAUCGAGCUCUUAUCCGGAACAUACCCAGCCUUCUUGAUCCUCUCCAUCAAUUUCUCGAGAUACGCGUAAAUCCUAUCAGACUGCGGGUGGCUCGUGCUCCCCGAAUAAAACGUGUGCACCUCAUUCCACAAAUCCACCGAGCUAAAACCCGGAGUCUUCUGAAUCCCCUUCUUCUCCAUCAACUUUCUCACUUUACCCACUUUCUCCCACAUGGACGCGACUGCGUAUAUGUUUGCAAGCAAGACCAUGGCGCCGUACACGUUGAUCCCAGGCUCGACCGGCAUUUUCUGAAUAAAGUCCCAGGCCUCGUCUACCCGUCCCGCCCGGCCCAACAGGUCAACCACGGCCCCAUAAUGGUCCAUCGACGGCUCAAGCCCGUACUCUUCCUUCAUGAGAUCGAAAUAUCGGCGGCCCUCGUCCACGAGGCCCGAGUGACUGCAAGCAGAGAUCAUGCACAGAAAAGUGACAUCUUCCAAAGCUUCCCGGCCGAAGCCGUGCGUGCCAUAGCCGUCGAUCAUGGCAUUCCACGUGGUGACAUGUCGCUCAUCCAUCGAGUCGAAAAGCUCUUUCGCCAUGCGUACGGACCCGCACUUUGCGUACAUGUCGACAAGGGCAGUCAUCACGAACAUGUUCGUACCCAAACACGUCCUUACACAGAGCCCGUGAACCCAUUUCGCGUGCUUCAACACCGAGAGCUCGGCCACGGCGUCGCGUCUCGUGCCGCCGCGCUUUUGCAUUUCGCGGUAGAGCUUCAUAGCCUCGAUUGCUCGCCCAGAAUCAUCGCGUUCCACGAGACGAGCGUUUUUGUUUUCAACUUGCGGAAUAAUUCGGCGGCUAUAUCCCACCGUUUGCACUUGCAGUACAUUGAGAUCAGAGAGUUUAUUACGGAAACAUCCGAAUCGAGUCCCGGCUGA
Striga asiatica is the source of this 1251-nucleotide messenger RNA. NCBI's taxonomy places the organism in Eukaryota, Viridiplantae, Streptophyta, Magnoliopsida, Lamiales, Orobanchaceae. The record is from the annotation of a GenBank genome assembly.